Molecule: messenger RNA, 1942 nt
Organism: Clupea harengus (Atlantic herring)
Lineage: Eukaryota; Metazoa; Chordata; Actinopteri; Clupeiformes; Clupeidae
Gene: cirbpa
Product: cold inducible RNA binding protein a
Molecular function (GO): RNA binding
Source: RefSeq, a predicted model, not a curated record
UCCCCCCUUCUUAAAAACCGCCUUGGCUGCCUGAACACGCGACGUCAGUCACUUCUCGACGAGCCCCGGAUUCAGGCGGACAUCACGCAAAACAUCCCUGUUCAACAACAGACGAGUUUAAACCAGCGACAUGUCUGACGAGGGAAAGCUGUUUGUCGGUGGACUCAGCUUCGACACAACGGAGCAGUCCCUUGAAGAAGCUUUCUCUAAGUAUGGGGUUAUCUCAAACGUUCAUGUUGCCCGAAACCGAGAAACCCAGAAAUCGCGUGGUUUUGGUUUCGUCACAUUCGAGAACCCGGAUGAUGCAAAAGACGCAUUGGAGGGAAUGAAUGGAAAGUCUGUGGACGGCAGAACGAUCCGCGUUGACGAGGCCGGGAAGCCCGGCGGCGGACGAUCAGGUGGCGGCGGAGGCGGAUACCGCGGUGGCGGAGGCGGCGGUGGGUUCUUCCGUGGCGGCCGAGGAAGAGGUGGGCCGCGAGGUGGCGGAGGAUACGGAGGCGGCGGCGACCGUGGAUAUGGCGGUGGCGGCGACCGUGGUUACAGCAGAGGUGGUGGUGACCGUAGCUACAGCAGAGGUGGCGGUGGAGGCUACUCUAGCCGCAGCGGGGGUGGAGGCUACUCCUCAGGUGGUGGCGGCGGCGGAGGAGGCUACAGCCGGGACAGAGACCAGUCUGGCGGCUAUGGUGACCGGUCUGGGGGUUCGUACCGAGACAGCUAUGAUCGCUACGCUGUUGUCGACUAAAUAUCAGCCUGCUCCCUCUUUACCCCGAGAUCAACACCUCACAAAGAUGCCCUCCGCAAGAAACCAAUUGGUCAAGUUCUCUCUUUCUUGUUUUCUUGGCGAUUUGCUAAUCGCUUUUCUAUGUUGAAUUUACUUGCGUGCAUCUUUGUUUUGUGGGGGAAACACAAAAAAAAUUAAGGGGGGAUGUUAAGUUUCUGGCCGUAAGUCAGAAGUCAAAAGCAAAUCUGCCUCGUUGUCGGCAUCACCAGUUCAUUUGCGACCAAAUCUUGGUCUUUAUCCAGUGGAAUCAGGCAGCCUCGUUUAAGAACCAAAAAAAAACGAAUCAACAUUUUUAUUUUAUUUGCUAAUUCAGAAAGGUUUUGCUCCGUCUAGCUCUCUUGGUCUCUGAGAUAUCUAUGAACAUUAUGUCCCAUGUCCUUAAGAUGACUUAACUUUUUUAUAUGUAUUGUAAAGGCUACUUUCUACGUCCAUCUUAAGACUAAAGUAAAGACAUAGUCACUUUGCCUCUUUUUUGAGGGAUUCUCGAAUAGGAAUAUCUGCAUUUUUAUAGUCCCCCCCCCCCCACAGAGUGAUUUUAAUGAACGGUGAAAGCUUGUCUCCGACAAGCAUCCUAAAGACCAAAUUAAAUUGUCACUGUUUAAUUUUGGCAUAUGCCACAUUUGGUUAUCCGGGUCCAUGCCAUACUCAUGACACGCUUGCCAAAACAAACCUAAACGAGCAUUGGUGUGACGUGGGGGUUGGGGGAGGGGUUGCCCAUGACCACUUUCCAAAAGCAUGGCUUCCUUUCAGACUGGUGAAGCGCCCUACUUCGGCCCAGGUCCGGCCCAGCCCGCCACGGCUCAUAAAUCCACUCCAGUCAGUCGCGAGGUGUCAGAGAGACCCCUGCUCCGAGCCUACAGUUUUCUCUUUUCAUUUACUGUAACUAUGGACUGAAAACUCUUACAGGAAAAGAAAGAACAAAAAAAAAAAGAAAAAAAAUGAAAGAAUUAACCGAAAAUAACUUGAUUGAUCACUGUCGGGGAAAUGGAUAACCUGUUCAUCUCCAGAUGUUGUCAGCAUAGGGGAGUUUUUGUGCUCUGUGUUCUCUGUCACCUCCCAUUUGAUAUUCCUCUCAGUUUUCUUUUAUUUGGUUGUUUUUUGUUUUUGUGUGUUUUCAUUUUUGGCUUCAUGGAGCCCAUUAAACGAUGGAUUUGUUGAAAA